Messenger RNA from Equus caballus (horse), 1834 nucleotides. It is a transcript of the gene ACBD7, whose product is annotated as acyl-CoA binding domain containing 7. Gene Ontology annotation, biological process: fatty acid metabolic process. The record is from RefSeq and is a predicted model, not a curated record. Gene Ontology annotation, molecular function: fatty-acyl-CoA binding. NCBI's taxonomy places the organism in Eukaryota, Metazoa, Chordata, Mammalia, Perissodactyla, Equidae.
CACUCUCUGCCCAGUUCCGCCCCCUCAUUCCGGCGGCCAAUGGGAGCCGGCCGUGCCCUGGGGCGCGGCCAAUGGGAGCCAGUGGGCGGAGGCGCGCUGCCUUCUAAGAAGCGGCGGGUGUUGGGGGUCUGGGGAACCCAGCGCUGGAGUGCGGCGGUAAUCGGCUUUACCACCAUGUCCCUGCAGGCUGAGUUUGACAGGGUCGCAGAAGACGUGAGAAAGCUGAAAAGGAGGCCAGAUGAUGCAGAACUGAAAGAACUCUAUGGGCUCUACAAACAAUCUGUCAUUGGAGACAUCGACAUUGAGUGUCCGGCAAUGUUAGAUUUAAAAGGCAAGGCAAAAUGGGAAGCAUGGAACCUCCAAAAAGGGCUGUCAAAGGAAGAUGCCAUGAGCGCCUAUGUUUCUAAAGCUAGAGAGCUGAUAGAAAAAUAUGGAAUUUAGAAUUCAGCAGAUGAGAAAUUUUUCCCUUUGAAGUCUUCAUAACGGUAUCAUGACCUAGCACUUAGGUGAGAAAUACACCGUGAACUCUUUACGUAUCGUGUGUAUUUUUGCUAUUAACAUGAAUUGUAAUCCUUAAUUAGAAGUAUGCUGAAACCACAUAUUUAACUAAAUUUUACUGCUAAAACCAAGUGAUUUAAUUUGAAAGUUCUUAAAAAUAAUGCUGCUCUGGGAGUAGGUGCACAAAAACAUUAGCAAGUGUCGGUUCUUUUGUCUUAUCUGUUUUUCUGCAAUGAGUUAGUGCUAUUGGUGUAAUGAAAACAGUUUAUUAAGAACCAGUGACAAGGCCCUUCCUUGGUUGUGCCAUGUAGCUUUUGGGUGCACACUGACUCAGGGCUUUCGCAAUCACAGACAUACCUGGUUCCCAUCCUUUCUCUGUGACUUAUUUACUCGGUGACCUGAGACAAGUUACUUAACCUUGCUAAGCCUCAUCUAUAGAGUAGGGAAAAGAAUAUCAGUCUCACGGGGUUGUAAGAAUCGAAGGAGAUAACUGUAAUCAUCAUACCUUCAUUUUAAAGCAAAUGCUGUAUAAAACCACAAAUAAGCCCCAAAUUUUUGUUAAUAAACUUAUGAGUCUAUCUACAACUCUUCAAAGAAAGAAAAAAACCAUCAUGGAGCUAUCGACUAUUUUUCUUUAAAUUUUUACGUUUAAGGUAAAUCAAAAAAUCAGACAGAAAUGUAGUAUCUAGUGAUAAGAAACUGUACAACUGCUGUGCCUCUUAUGUUUAGUUUUAUCAGAGGGAAAAUGUAGAUUCUGAAAUAUCACUUUGGCCCAAUUCUCAGUCUUUCCUGCCGGUACACAGGCUCCCUGAAAGAAGUCAGACUCAUUUUAACAGUUCUAAAAUCUGUUUGAGAGUCCAUAGGAUAAAUAGCCCCAAUACAGUGGACCUGCAUAAGAGUUUAGGUUUGAUAUGGUAUGGCCAGAGGAAUAGAUUGAUUUCAUGUUACUUUAAAAAAAAAAAAUCUAGAUUGACUAGAUGAAUUUUCAGGGAAUUAUGCUGAGUGAAAAAAUGCCAGUCCAAAAAGGUUUCAUACUGUAUGAUCUCAUUUAUGUCACAUUCUUGAAAUGGCAAAAUUAUGGACUAAGAGGGCAGAAUAGUGAUUGCCAGGGAGGAGGGGGGUGGGCGUGGCUACAAAAGGGCAGCAGGAGGGAUGCUGUUGUGAUGGAGGAUAGAAAGUUCCACAUCUUGACUGUAUCCAUGUCAAUAUCCUGGUUGUGACAUUACACUGGAGUGUUCCAAGAUGUUACCAUUAGGGAAAGUAGGUAACUCUGUACUAUUUCUAACAACUCCAUGUGAAUCUACAGUUAUCUCAAAAUAAAAAGUUUAAUGAAAAA